Molecule: messenger RNA, 1417 nt
Organism: Psammomys obesus (fat sand rat)
Lineage: Eukaryota; Metazoa; Chordata; Mammalia; Rodentia; Muridae
Product: dehydrogenase/reductase SDR family member 7-like
Exons: 8
Coding region: 19-1029 (336 amino acids)
Molecular function (GO): oxidoreductase activity
Source: RefSeq, a predicted model, not a curated record
UGCUCUCCACUAGCUGAGAUGGAAGUGGGGCUUUGGCUGCUGGCACUGUGCGCCCUGUUGCUGCCCGCCCUGUGGCUGCUGAGCUUCUUGCGCACUGAUACCGACCUGACACUGCUGUGGGCUGCGUGGCUGGGCAGGCGUCCAGAACAGGUCCUGACUGGCAUGGUGGUGUGGGUGACUGGAGCCUCCAGUGGCAUUGGCGAGGAGCUGGCUUUCCAGUUAUCAAAGCUCGGAGUGUCUUUGGUGCUGUCAGCCCGAAGGACGCAGGAGCUGGAGCGGGUGAAGAGACGAUGCCUGGAGAAUGGCAAUAUGAAAGAAAGAGAUAUACUGGUUUUGCCCCUUGACCUGGCUGACACAAGUUCCCAUGACACAGCUACGAAAGCCGUCCUCCAGGAGUUUGGGAGAAUUGACAUUCUGGUCAACAAUAGUGGAAUAGCCCACUAUUCCUUCGCUGUAGACACCAACCUGGAUGUCUUCAAGUUGAUAACAGAUGUGAACUACUUAGGGACAGUGUCCUUGACCAAGUGUGUUCUACCUCAUAUGAUGGAGCGAAAUCGAGGAAAGAUUGUGAUCAUAAAUAGCAUCGCGGGAAUUAUACCUGUGCCACUUUGCAGUGCGUACAGCGGCAGCAAACACGCCCUUCGGGGUUUUUUAAAUACACUCCACACUGAACUUUAUGACUACCCGGGUAUAACAGUGUCUACCAUUUGCCCAGGACCUGUGCAUUCAAAUAUUUACCAGAAUUGUUUUCUUGGAGAAGUCACUAAGGUUCUGGGCAAGCAGGCACGAGACAUUCCCAAGAUGUCAACGAGCCGCUGUGUCUGGCUAAUACUAGUCUCCAUGGCCAAUGAUCUGAAGGAAGUCUGGAUAGCUGAUCAGCCUGUCUUGUUUGCAAUCUAUCUGGGGCAGUAUAUGCCAUUCCUGGACUGGAUAAUUUCAAAGAAGACAUGGGGAAAAAUUAUUAACCAAUAUAUAAUGGACUGGCAUAAUUACCUGGAAAACAGCUGUCACAAGAGGCCGAGCAAAUGAGGCCACCUAAUCCUGCCCUUUCCACCAUCAAUGUGGCUACAGCAUCCCCUUGAAGUAUGGAAGACAAAGAAUGACUGAAGGGGGCCCUCGUGGUUUCCAAACCUGCAGAAAGGAAGCUGGGAAGCAUAUAUAUAAUGCUCUUCUCAUGCACAGAAGACUGCCUGAAGACCAAAGUAUAAUUUUAUAUUUGUUAGCUUGCAAAAGAAGGUUGGUGAUUUUUUUCUAUUCCCACCAUUUGCCUGCAAAUUUCAUGAUUUCCUUGUUCUUAUUUCCUGAAUAGUGUUCCAUUGUGUAAAUGUACUGCAGUUUCUGUAGCCAUUCCUUUGUUGAGAGGCAUCUAGGUUGUCUCCAGGUUCUGGCUAUUACAAAUAAAGCUGCCAUGAACACA